AUGGCAACAACUACAUCUCCUCCAACAAAGUUAAUGAAUUCCUAUCAAAUAGUACCAAUCGAUACAAAUCAACCAGUCCUUCAGAAUCAUAAUAUUAAUAUUAAUAAUAAUAAGUCCACUCAAUCAUCAUCAUCGACAACAACAUCAUCAACAACAAAUAAUGUUAGUAGUAGAGGUAUGCCAAUUAGUUAUCAGAAAUGGGGAGAGAUUAAAUUGUACAGCAGCUUCAUAUUAGAGUUCGCAACGGAUGCACCCAAUCAUCCGAUGACCAAAGCAUUGUUGGCCGACCUUUAUAAUAUAUCAAGAGUGCUAGUCGAAGUAGUGGACAGUGUAUACUAUGACUCAUUUCACAAUAAGGAUAUAUCUCAGAUAUCCAAUAUCCAACAACAAUCGAUAUCAACACCACCAUUAACAUCAGGGUACAAUCAAUCACCUCAACAUCAUCAUCAUCACAAUAACUACCAAUAUUACGAUCAGUUGGAAAGACAGAUGGUCAAUCUUUCACAGCGGCCAAACAAUACUCCAACAGCAACAACAACUACACCUGUACAUUCACCGCCAAAUAUUAACCAUGGAAACAACAAUAACAAUAACAACAACAUUACAGCUACAACAACACUUUCAACUAGUAAUCCAAAUAUUCCAACAUUAUAUCUACAACAUCAACAACUUGCCAAUCAGAUCAACAGCAACAGGAUGGCCAACUCACAACCAAACACACCUCCACAAAUGUCAGGAUUGGGAAUGGCUAUGGCGAACUCGACCACUCCACCAUCGCCAUCAUCAAUGAUGAUGAUCGAUCAGCAACAGCAGGUAACACCAGGCUCCACACCAACUAUAUCAUCCUGCUCAAACUCUACGACAUCAAACACUUUGGGGACAGUCGCGGGCAAGUCCAUUAGUCCUCGCGCCAAGACCAUGCACAUGCAUCACAAGAACUUCUCUGGUGAAGUAUUCUUUGAUGACUUAUCAUCCGACAAACCAAGAAGACGGAGAAGGACCGUCUACACGGCCAAGCGUAAUCUAAAGUGCCAGUACUGUCAUGUGACCGAGACACCAGAGUGGCGUCGAGGACCAAACGGUGAUCAUACAUUAUGUAAUGCUUGUGGACUUCACUAUGCCAAGUCUUUGAAGAAGAAGAAUGCAGCUGAAUUGGAAGAGAAGGAGAAGGAGAAGCGGGAAGAGAGCGAGAGGAGGGAGAAGGAAAAGGACACCAGGAAGCAUUCAAUCGACUUUGUGAUCGAGGCAUCUGACCCAUCACAGCAACAACUUCCAAUGAUGGAU
Molecule: messenger RNA, 1284 nt
Organism: Acytostelium subglobosum LB1
Lineage: Eukaryota; Evosea; Eumycetozoa; Acytosteliales; Acytosteliaceae
Exons: 3
Biological process (GO): regulation of DNA-templated transcription
Molecular function (GO): zinc ion binding; sequence-specific DNA binding
Source: RefSeq, a predicted model, not a curated record